Molecule: messenger RNA, 1167 nt
Organism: Heterostelium album PN500
Lineage: Eukaryota; Evosea; Eumycetozoa; Acytosteliales; Acytosteliaceae
Exons: 2
Coding region: 1-1167 (388 amino acids)
Source: RefSeq, a predicted model, not a curated record
AUGUCUGAAUAUGAAGAACUUGUAUCUGCAAUAAUUAUAGAUAAUGGUUCGGGUACUACUAAAGCUGGAUUAUCUGGAGAUGAUGCACCUAGAUCUUGGUUCCCAACCAUCAUUGCAAGACUACGGACACCUUCUGAAUUGUUUGGAAUGAAAAAAGAUUGUUAUGUAGGAGAUGAGGCAGUUUCAAAGAGAUCGUAUGCUGCAAUGAGAUAUCCAGUGGAACGAGGAGCUAUUGUGAAUUGGGAUGAUAUGGAAAAGCUGUGGCAUCAUGUUUUUUACAAUGAGCUUCGUGUUGCACCUGAGGAACAUCCUGUUCUAGUCACAGAGCAACCUCUCAACCCCAAAGCACUCAGAGAAAAGCUUACUCAAAUCAUGUUUGAAACGUUCUCAGUUCCUGCAUUCUAUGUUGCUAUACAAGCAGUGCUAUCGCUCUAUGCUUCUGGUCGAUCAACAGGUAUCGUCAUCGAUUCAGGUGAUGGAAUAACUCACAUUGUCCCAAUAUAUGAAGGUAAUGCUUUGACACACGCAAUUGGUCGGUUAGAAAUAGGUGGUCGAGAACUAACAGACUAUAUGAUGAAGUUACUUACGGAGCGUGGUUAUUGCUUCACUACAACCGCAGAGCGAUCGAUCGUUUGUGACAUUAAGGAGAAGCUUGCCUACGUUUCAUUGAAUUACGAAAGUGAAUUGGCUACAGCUUCCACCUCAACAACACUCGAUAAAUCAUAUGAAAUACCUGGUGGAGAUGUGAUCACGUUAGGAAGUGAACGAUUCCUUUGUCCAGAGGCAUUGUUUAAACCAUCACUGCUUGGUGUCGAAUCAGGUGGAAUUCAUACAAUUACUUAUAAUUCGAUCAUGAAAUGUGAAAGUGAUAUUCGAAAGCAUAUGUAUGGUAAUGUUAUUUUGGCUGGUGGUUCAACCAUGUUUCCAGGAAUAUCAGAUCGUCUGCAUAGCGAGUUGGGAUCAUUGGCACCUCAAGGUAUGAAGAUCAAAGUAAUUGCACCUACUGAUCGAAAGUUCUCUGCAUGGUUGGGUGGUUCCAUCCUAACAUCUCUUGAAGUCUUCCAAGAAAUGUGGAUGUCCAAAGAAGAAUACGACGAAUCUGGUCCAUCUUUUAUUCAUAGAAAAUGUAUUAAAUACCCAAGCGUUGAUGAAAUGUAUAGUAAUUAA